Messenger RNA from Schizophyllum commune H4-8, 1110 nucleotides. RefSeq lists its product as uncharacterized. The record is from RefSeq and is a predicted model, not a curated record. NCBI's taxonomy places the organism in Eukaryota, Fungi, Basidiomycota, Agaricomycetes, Agaricales, Schizophyllaceae. The coding region runs from base 108 to 698 and encodes 196 amino acids. The transcript has 2 exons.
CCCUGACUCUCGUCGCCCGGUCCAUCCGGAAGGCUGCAGCGCCUAUAUUCGUCGCGGACCGCGGUCGCCAGCUGCCGCCAUAACUAUCCGAUAGAGGCCGCAGUGUCAUGCCCUGCGCAUUCAGACUAUCCGUCAUCGUUGGUCCCCAUUUGCCCAAUUUCGGCAGGGAGGGCUACGCGCCUACCGACCUAGACUGGAUCCACAAAGACGUUGAUCGCGAUGCAGACGUCUACCUCCGCGUCUUCCGCGCAACCGAGGGCGGGCCCUCUGGGAAUCACUGGUCUGCAGACUGGCGGGUGGGCGCGAUGGCGGACGGGCCUAUGCUCGCAGGCCUCUCUGCGAUCCGGAAGCUGGAGGUCCAGCAAGAUCCUGGACACACACACCUCACGAACUGGGGCCCGCGCACAGGCAUGGUAGACAUGAUGACUGCAGCGGCCCAAGAUGCCUUCUUCCUCGGGCGCCUCAGCCUCCCGCAGCGAAAGCACCUCGAGCGCAUCGCAGCAUGGGAACCCGUCAGGGUGCCGGAUGGCAUCUGGAACUGCCAGCACUGGCUGAAAAGCGUGCUGAAGAAGGCGGUGGAGGCUGGCCUCCUCGAGGCAGAGACGGUGGCGCGCGCCGUAACCGCUGCAGCCAUGGUGCCCAAUCGCAAGGUCACACAGGCAGAGCGCGACUUGGGGAAGAACAGAUACAUAUUGUGAUGAUCAUGAGAUGGAUCGAUAUAUCGCGAAAAGUACAUAGCAGCCCACCCUGUACCUUAGAUUCACUUUUUAGACCCAUCCCCAGGGCUUUCUAGUACUACCGCACCUCCAGCAUCCUGUAGCAACGUACCACUAUUGUCCUGCUCAACGAUAUCCUUCGCAUCUACGGCGUCCGGUGCGUCAGCACACCUGCUCGACGACCAAUCUUCCCCUUUCACAGCUGCUAUGCCAAGGCUCCCCAGGGAUGACCCAAGCGGUUCGCCCAUAUGUGUCACUUUACUCGCGGUUGCAAUGCCGAAGUGCCGCUCGUACUCGUGUAGGGCGCGAGGCUCAAGCUCCUGGCUGUACACAGCAUCGCGGCGCUCGAUGAACUUCUGUUCCUCAUUCUCGGUGCGAAGGGAGAGCUUGCCCA